Molecule: messenger RNA, 2155 nt
Organism: Zychaea mexicana
Lineage: Eukaryota; Fungi; Mucoromycota; Mucoromycetes; Mucorales; Lichtheimiaceae
Product: P-loop containing nucleoside triphosphate hydrolase protein
Exons: 10
Coding region: 85-2127 (680 amino acids)
Biological process (GO): cellular response to heat
Cellular component (GO): cytoplasm; mitochondrion
Molecular function (GO): protein binding; ATP binding; ATP hydrolysis activity
Source: RefSeq, a predicted model, not a curated record
GUGGUGCUUGAAUUUCAAACCGGAGAGGUGAGUUUCCAUUCGCGUCUUUUCUUUUCUCUUUUCUUCCUCCCUCCAAAACACGCCAUGCUACGUUCAAUACGAGGGAAAACAUCGCUUUGCUCCUUACGAUUCCAAUCGCACUGCGGCACCCCGUCAACGCGACUCAAUGGUGUGCGUUCACCGUCGUCGUCGGCCAUGUCAACCUUGCGACGUGAUAAUAAGAACAGUACCACCACAAUUAGCGGUCAAGUUAUUAUGCGACAAGGUAGUAGUAGUAGUAGUCGUCGUCUUCCUUGGCUACCCGUCGUGGUGGGCGCUGCUGCCACCAUUGCAGCAGGUGCUUUGCUUACGUCUCAUUUCAAUACAACGAUCCAUGCCCUUGAACCGACUGUAACGGGCGAUCAGAUCUGUCAGGCAAUUGUACAGAAUGACUUUAAACGUUUAAGAAAGUUGGCAGAAGAUCCGAACUUCAGUCCCAACGUGUACCACCAUUACGGAUGGACACCUUUGCAAGUUGCUGUGAUCCAAGAUAAUGAAGCUAUGGUGAAGUUCUUGUUGGAAAAAGGGGCAGAUCCCAACUUAGAAGAUCAUUAUUAUCCACGGUCGCACCAAGCUGCCAACGUGCGCCAGAUCGAUUUCUCCGAAGAUCUAUUACCCUACCGCGAUUAUCGCGAAUACACAGCUCUGCAUUAUGCCGUCAUCAUCUGCAAUCCGAACGUGGUCAAGAUACUUUUAGAUCACAUGGCCGAUCCACUUGUGCGCAACUCGCACGGCUUGACACCACGCGAAUACCUGUAUUAUGUCGAACGGUUCACGGGCGAGCAGAAUAUAGAGAUUGAAGGCUUGCUUCGUGCCAAGGAAACGUCGUUCUCUGCAGACAAGGCUGCACAUGAUGAGCGACAGCGGAAGGCUCAAUUGCAGCGGGAAAAGGAGUAUCGCAAGAAACAUCCGUUGGAAGAUGCGCUCAAGGCCCGUAUUGUUGGCCAGUUGGGUCCGAUUCAUGCAUUGGCUAGCGCUAUUCGUCGGAAACAGAAUGGGUGGCAUGAUGAAGAUCAUCCUCUGGUGUUUCUGUUUUGUGGAUCCUCCGGUGUAGGCAAAACGGAGUUGGCUAAAGCACUUGCUGGAUACUUGCAUGGCAAGAGCUUGGAUAAGGGAUUUAUCCGGAUCGAUAUGAGUGAGUUUCAACACAAGCAUGAUGUAUCCCGAUUCAUCGGCUCACCGCCUGGCUAUGUCGGCUAUGACGAAGGCGGUCAAUUGACUGAGAAACUCAAAGAGUGUCCAAAUGCAGUUGUUUUGCUUGAUGAAGUCGAAAAGGCACAUCCCGACGUGCUGACGAUCAUGCUUCAAUUGUUUGAUGAAGGCCGUAUCACUGACGGAAAAGGCACUACGGUUGAGUGUCGUGAUGCCAUUUUCAUCAUGACAUCCAAUCUUGCACAACAUGAGAUUGCCGAUGAAGCCGAGUUAUUGCGUCUAGAAGCAUCGGUUUCGAGCGACGCACAGACCGUUGGCACUGCCACCACGGGUAUAGUGGGUAGCUCAGCAACUACCAAGAGUAACACCAAGUACAGUGCUCAAGAACAAGACCAGGGUGAUGGCAAUGUGGAUGAUGAGAAUCAAGCAUUGGUAGACGACGGACAGAUUUCAUUGUCACGCAAGUUUAUCGAAAUGACCAUCUACCCGAUCCUGUACAACCAUUUCCGACGUGACGAGUUCCUCGGCCGUAUCAAUGAAGUGCUGUUCUUUUUACCGUUCAGCGAAGAAGAACUGCGUGAUAUCACGUCUCGUGAGCUGAGACGUUGGGCUGACAAGGCACGGACAAGACAUGGGAUUACAAUGACCUGGGACGCCGAUGUAGUGGAUGUGUUGGCGGAUGGAUAUAAUAUUCGCUAUGGCGCACGUAGCAUCAAGUAUGAGGUCGAACGUAAAGUUGUGAAUUUGAUUGCCAAGGCCAAUGAGAAUGACGAUGUGAUGGAUGGUGGACGUGUGCAUGUUGUGGUGGACAAGGCUGCCGGCAAGAAGCGUCGUCUGUGUAAGCUGGAUAUUACAGAACGUGGUGGUGAUGACAACAAGCCAUCUGGUGGCAGCAGUGGCGGUGGUGUUGGUGGUUGGUUCAGCAGCAAAAAGUAAAAACUACACUCCCCUAUUUUCUUUUACU